AUGGCUGCUUCGCAACGGGUACACGGCAAGGCUGUGGCGAUCGCUGUGUGCGACAUGGAGGCUCAGCGCCAGCGGACAAGUGGCUGGGUAUCGUUGGGCCGCCAUUGUAACGAGAAUGGAAUCGACCAGACCGAGCCGGUGAACGCGUGGCAUGUCAACGGUCAGAGGAAGACGCCGGAAGUAAACCGGGUGGUGGAGGGUUUGAAGAUGUACCUGGAGGUAUUCUGCUGCACUUUGCCGACGCCUUGUGGCUUUCCGAUGCCAAAACGCAUCGUCAGUGAAGGCCACAACGCUUAUCUUAGCCGCACUGGGUCAUCUGCAUUCGGCAUGAUAGGUGGUGUCGCCAGAACCACUCGCCACGGCGCGCGAUACAUGCUCAACGGCGCGCAGCGCGCUUCUGCUUGA
This is a messenger RNA of Chaetomium globosum CBS 148.51, 405 nucleotides long. RefSeq lists its product as uncharacterized. The record is from RefSeq and is a predicted model, not a curated record. NCBI's taxonomy places the organism in Eukaryota, Fungi, Ascomycota, Sordariomycetes, Sordariales, Chaetomiaceae. The transcript has 4 exons. The coding region runs from base 1 to 405 and encodes 134 amino acids.